This is a messenger RNA of Arachis stenosperma, 483 nucleotides long. RefSeq lists its product as uncharacterized. Bases 1 to 483 code for a protein of 160 amino acids. The record is from RefSeq and is a predicted model, not a curated record. The transcript has a single exon. NCBI's taxonomy places the organism in Eukaryota, Viridiplantae, Streptophyta, Magnoliopsida, Fabales, Fabaceae.
AUGAGCCCCUUCCGCAUUGUUUUUGGGAAACCUUAUCAUCUUUCGGUUGAGAUCCAACAUAGAGCCUAUUGGGUAGUGAAGAUUUGCAAUCCGGAUUUAAAAGGGGCGGGAUUGGAAUGUAAGCUCCAAUUGGACGAGUUAGAAUGCCUUAGGUUGGAAGCAUAUGAGAAUGCUCGAUUCUACAAGGAAAAAGCUAAGGCAUUCCAUCACCAAAAUAUCAGGAGGAAAAACUUCAAAAUAGGUGAUGAAGUGCUUGUGUAUAAAUCGAGGUUGCAAUUGAUGCCUAGUAAAUUAAGAUCCAGAUGGGAUGGGCCAUUUAGAGUGGUAGAUGUCAAACCUUAUGGAGUGGUGGAGGUGAUUCACCAUACCAGUGGAGUUAAGUUUAAGGUUAACGGUCAUAGAGUGAAGCUGUACCAUGCUCAACCAAAGAAUACCAAGGAGUUGGAGAUUUUCCUCCUUGGGGAAGUUCUAAGUGACCAAUGA